Molecule: messenger RNA, 1347 nt
Organism: Eremothecium sinecaudum
Lineage: Eukaryota; Fungi; Ascomycota; Saccharomycetes; Saccharomycetales; Saccharomycetaceae
Gene: SLY41
Product: Sly41p
Exons: 1
Coding region: 1-1347 (448 amino acids)
Biological process (GO): phosphoenolpyruvate transmembrane import into Golgi lumen
Cellular component (GO): Golgi apparatus; endoplasmic reticulum
Molecular function (GO): antiporter activity; phosphoenolpyruvate transmembrane transporter activity
Source: RefSeq, a predicted model, not a curated record
AUGAUUACAACGCAGAGUACAGUACAAAAUACGACCUCAAAGCUGCGUGGGUCUAUACACAAAAAUUUGUACGAACCAACGUUCCACAAUAUUCCAAACGAGUCGCAGGAUUCCAUACCGAGCAAAGUUCAGUUCUCUCAAGGGUCUAACACAUUAUUAAAAUCUAAAGGUGAUGUGCUUAAUUUUCUUCCAGAUUCACUAACAAAGCUACUCCCAGAAGUCAAUAUAAAAGUGACCUUAUUAUGUUUGUUUUGGUAUGUCACAUCAUCUAUUUCGAGUAAUAUAUCGAAAGCUAUUUUGCGUGAGUUUCCUCAUCCUGUAGCUCUUACAGAGCUGCAGUUUUUGACGAAUGCAGCCCUGUGUCUAUUAUUUGCGACGUUAAUAAAUUACUGCAGGACUCAGCAAUUUAACUUUCACUGGAUUUCGAAUACAUUACAAAACCUCCCUGAGGGGUUACUUCCAACAUACCUAAAUGGUAGUUUCUAUGACUGCAUAUGGUCUAAGUUCUUGGCCGUUGAUAAAACAGCGUUGGUUUCGACGUUUCCAAUGGGGCUUUUUCAGUUUUUUGGUCAUGUAACCUCAUACAAGGCAACAUCGUUAAUUCCAGUGUCUUUGGUGCAUUCUGUUAAGGCCCUUUCUCCGAUUGUUACGGUUUGUUGGUAUAGAUUUGCAAAGGGGAAGCGCUUUAAUUCAAUGACAUACUUAACAUUGAUACCCUUGAUGUCUGGUGUUAUGUUAACAUCGUCGGCGAGAACACCUACCAAGGAGUAUUCUAAAGACCUUUCUGACACUAGGUCUACGCCAUCCGCGGCAGAUAGCUUCUACAUUAUCGGUCUAUUCUUUGCCGCUAUAUCGAUGGCCAUCUUUGUUGCUCAGAAUAUAUUUUCAAAAUCCAUCUUGACUGUGAAGAAGAAGGAAUUGCUUCCCAGUCAGAAGAAAACUUCAAAUCAUGUCAGCGUUGCAGCUUCAUAUAAUUUGGACAAAAUCACCAUUUUAUUUUACUGUUCUUGCAUUGGCUUCUUGCUGACAUUGCCUAUAGUGAUUAUAACAGAACUAUUGCCUUCUAGAAGUGUGUUCGCCGACUUCACAUACCGCACACUUUUUUUAUUCCUCAUAUAUGGCUUUACGCAUUUUACACAGGCCAUGCUAGCUUUCCAGCUAAUUGGCCGUCUCUCACCAGUGACAUACUCCAUUGCAAAUAUAAUGAAGAGGAUUGUUGUCAUAGGUGUAGCUUUAACGUGGGAAUCCCACUUCUCAACUAGACAAAUUUUGGGACUAAUCAUGACCGUUAUUGGUUUGUACGGUUACGAUAAAUGGGGCAAUAAGGUAUCGAACCAUUCUCAUUGA